Messenger RNA from Colletotrichum costaricense, 615 nucleotides. RefSeq lists its product as uncharacterized. The coding region runs from base 1 to 615 and encodes 204 amino acids. The record is from RefSeq and is a predicted model, not a curated record. NCBI's taxonomy places the organism in Eukaryota, Fungi, Ascomycota, Sordariomycetes, Glomerellales, Glomerellaceae. The transcript is spliced from 3 exons.
AUGUCUGUCCCUCUCUUCAUAGUCAGCCCUUUCGUUCGUAAAAUUUUCAAAUCUCUUGCUCCAACAGAGAAGGAGACCAAUGCUCGCGCAAGUUCACAACCUGGUUCGCAGUUGGUCUGCCCCCCUGGACCGGCCGCUUCGACCCUAGCCCGCGGUGGCUUGCUAGAGCAGUAUCGCUGCACAUGGGAGGGUCUCGAUGGCGGCGUGGGCGGUCGUGUGCGGGUCUCGUUCCUUUCUCUUCCAUUCCCAGCAGCGUUAGCAGUCGGAAACUUCCAUGGGACCUUGCUUCUUCCUCGGGGCCUGGGCUGUCCAGUCGGAAGCACCAAUGCGAAGCGUCAACAGCGCUGCUUCCAUGGGUUCGUAUGUAAUUCGUCGUUCGCACCUCGCAGUGUUCCUGGCGUUGCUGAACUGGGCGUACUAAGUUACCCCUGUUGGGACAAGCCUGGUUCCUUUUCUGCGGUUGCUUUCCUGCAGGUGCUGCCCUGCGGUGCCUGGCAUGAAAGACAUCUCGACCGCCUCUCGUUCCAUUUGUGGACGCACCGCGGGAAUCCGCUACUGAUCGAGCAGAAGGCCGUCGAAUCUCCAUUUAAGACGAACCCAUCCCACCACGGUUAA